CGUCAGGGAUGGGAUCAGAGGUGAAAGGGCAGGUCAUCGCUGAGCGCGGGAGAGGUCAUUGUGGCGGUUGCUUCUCGAGAUAUUUAAAAGUCCCGCCGCUGUCCUGCUUCAGAUUGGCGGUUGUAGUCAGAAUUGUUUUCAUGCGCCUUUGCGAUGGACCUGAGCGAGUUUCUGGAGGACAGCAGUAAAAAUUACCGGCUGGUAUCCGCCGUGCCCGCCGCCUGCCUGACUGAAGAUUGCUGCCUGGGCAUUGAUGAGGCUGGAAGAGGGCCCGUGUUGGGGCCGAUGGUAUAUGGAGUCUGUUAUUGCCUGCUUUCUAAACAACAGCAACUUGAGGAGCUCAAGGUUGCCGACUCCAAGACACUGACAGAGAAAGAGAGAGAAAAACUGUUUGCGAAACUAGAUGAAGCAAAUGAUUUUAUCGGCUGGGCCUUGGAGGUCCUUUCACCCAAUGUAAUCUCAACUUCAAUGCAGCAAAGAACUAAAUAUAACCUGAAUGCAUUGUCUCAUGAUGCUGCCAUUGGACUCAUUCAGUAUGCAUUGGACAGUGGUGUUCAAGUGAAAGAGGUUUACGUAGACACAGUGGGACCUGCAGAAAAGUAUGAGGCAAAGCUGAAGGAACGUUUCCCAGGCCUGGAGGUCACAGUCAGAUCCAAGGCUGAUUCCUUGUUCCCAAUAGUCAGUGCAGCGAGCAUCUGUGCCAAAGUUGCCAGAGAUCAUGCAAUUCAGACAUGGAAAUUUGUUGAAGAUCUAGGUGAUAUAAACCUGGAUUAUGGUUCAGGGUAUCCGAAUGAUCCUAAAACAAAAGAUUGGCUGGAGAACCAGGUGGACCCUGUGUUUGGAUUUCCACAGUUUGUACGCUUCAGUUGGAGCACAGCUCAGGCAAUUCUGGAUACACGGGCAGUACCUGUGCACUGGGAUGAUGAUGAGGAUGACAACAAAAAGGAAGUCUCUUCAGUCCUCUCCUACUUUCAAAGAAAGACCGAAGGUCCUAAAGAUCAGCCACAUCGCUUCUUCACUGAAAGGAAACUUGUCUCUCUUGUGAACCUAUGAGCACAAGAUCUCGUGGGUAUGGAAAAAGUGCAAAACAGAGUUUGGAAUUCAAAUGCUAUGUGGUGGGAGGAGAGAAAAAACAAAUGCAGAGAAUGAGCUUUUCCAAGAAGCAGCGUGCUGGGAAAUGUGGGUCAGCAAUGAGCAACCAUCUAGCCCAUGCAUGCAAGAAGCGACAGUAACCUUGAACUGAAUUUUUAAUGAGAAUGUUCAUCCUAGAGCUACUCAUCAAGGACAUGUUCCUUGUCAAUAUCGAAAGUUUGGAUUGAGUAUUUUGCCUGAAUUUCCAUUGUUGGGUAUUUGAGGUCACAGAAACUGUUCUUGAACUUCAUUGUUUUUAUUUUUAAGAAUUACAUCUGCAAAGCAACUCUUUGGUUCCAUCAAGAAAACUGACUUUCAUCAAUUCUGAUGAAAGGUCACUUGAGCUGAAAUCUUUCUAUCCACAGAUGCUGCUUGAACUGCUGAGUGUUUCAAGUUUUGUUUUGUUUUUUAUUUCAAAUUUCCAGACUGUGCAGUUAUUCUGCUUUUGCAUUAGUGGAAAUUGACUGAAGGCUUUUCUCUUUAAUUUGAUAUUUCCUGUAAUUUGUAGGCUGAGAGUAAAUUUUCUUUGUUUCUUUCAACUAUUUCCAUUUCUUCCCCCCCCCCCCCCCCCAGCCCACCUCCCCAACCUUCUCUCCUCCUCCUGAGGUACUGCCUGGUGAUUUCUGUUGAAUAAAAUGCAAAGGUGGGGAAGUCCCUCUGUAAGAAAUCAUUAAACUUGUUUUUAAGCCCUGCUGUUUCAUUUUACAACACAUCAUGGUUCCAGAGCCAGUGGCUCAAUGUUUGUUUGUUUACAGAGCUCUAGGCUUGCAAAAAUAAUUUACUAAUGGAAGACAGAGAGUUUAGAACUAUAUUUUAAAACACUGUCUUUUGGAACUGCAGGGCAGUCAUUUACAAAUAUCUUUGUCCUAACUCCAAUAUAUUGAAUUUUUAAAAAUUGACUCAAAGUCAUUUUAGUUAAUUAGUGGUUAUCCCAGAGAAAUGAGAAUUUGCACGUGAUAAUUUAUUAUCUAACCUGAGAUGCUACUUGGUGAAAUUUGAGCCCUGAAGAUCUUUAUAACCAUGCCCAUGUCAUGGAGUAAAUCACUUAGUUACUGUAACUUUUGUGUUUUUCUUUGAAUUACAUAUCCUCCUCUUACUUCACUUUUGUAUUUAUAUAAAUUGGAGCAGCAUGUUUACUGUCUACCUCAGUCCAUGUGUACAUUGUAGGAACGAUGAUAGAGUAUAGUGCAGCAGCCUCUUAGACAUUGAACCUGAAGGGCAUGAUAAAGGUUAAAAAGGAGAUAAAACAAGAAGCAGUGAUAUACUGAAAAAAGAGGCUAGAUAAAGCUUAGAGAUCUUGUAGGAUGGUUUGAUCCCUCUGCCUUGGAGGUGUGACUGGUAUGAACUGUGGCAAAGUGACACUGACAUUGCAGAUCGUGCGGCUGAGACAGUAAACUCUGUUACCACAGUGAACCUGAUGCUAUAAUCGUGAUCUGGUUUGGUCAUUGAGGUGGCAGUUCUCCUCUAGUUUUGACUCUGUUGCAUCACUUUUGUUCUUAUUGUUUCACCAGUGGUGGCCAUGACUUAAGCUGCUAGGGCCUUAGCUCUGAAAUUCCCUCCAUAACCCUCUCCAUAUCUCUGUCUUCCUUUCAAGACGCACUGUAAAAUGUAGUCCUUUCAGAAAUCUUGUGGUCUUCUGACCUGACAUCUCCUUAUGUGGCUUGAUGUUGAAUUUGUUUGACAAUACUCCUCUAAAGCACCUUGGGACUUUUUAAUAUGUGCUAUAUAAAAUCAAGUUGUUUCUUUCUGCUGAGUGGUUGCUUGCUCUGUGUCCCUGUAGGGAUAUAGGUUUACUACAUUAAACUGGUGAUUGCAGUGCCACUAGUACACCUUAACACUGAUGUGUAUUGGUAUGUUUAAACAUAAUUAAUAUUAUUUGGCAGCAGCAUAAAACAGCCUGGAUUUUGUAGUCAUUAAUUGCUGGUCUGAAAGAAAGCUGUCUGCAUGAAUCUGAGACAUGCUUUUCCCUUUCCAGUAGUAAUUUAAAUCUGGUACCAACUAAAUGGAUACAAUGAACGGGAGAACAUAAAUAUUAUGAACAGCAGGAAACCACUCAGCCACUUUGAACUUGAUGCACUAUUCAGUCAGACCAUGGUUGUUUUGAAUGAUGGCCUUAACUGCAAAUUUUUGCCUUCCAUUUCCCCACACACAACUCAACAUAUCCCUGCAGAUAAUCAAUUUAGCUUUAAAUAUAUUCAACAACCCAGCCUCCACCUCUCAUUUAAGGAAAAGUCCAAACACUAAUGAUCCUCAGCCAAGAAUUUAUUUUUCAUCUUUACCCUAACUGGAAAACCUCUUUUUUUUUAAACUGUGUCCAGGUUUGAGAUUUUCCCCAAAAGAGGAAAUACCCUAUCAGCAUCUACCUUAUUAAGCCUCCUUAAAAUUGUAUAUGUUUUAGUCAGAUCACUUUUCUUUCAAUUUAAUCUAUUUUUCAACCUGCCCAGAAAUGUUAUUACAUGCCUUUGGAAGGCAGUGGUGGUUCUUAAACCAAGGACUCUAUCACUAGGUGAAAAGAGGGCCCCAACUUUCAUUCUUCUAAACUCCAGUGCAUACAGGUUCAACUCCUCGAUGUUUCCUCGUAAAGUAAACCUUUCACCUCCUAAAUUGGUCUAGUAAUCUUCUCUGAACAGCCUCCAAUCAAAGUACACCCCUUCUCAAGUAUUGUCCUGUGAUUAUCUGGCUCUCACUUAACCAAUAGUAACUCAUUAAAAAUCAACCUAUAACAUCCAACCAAAUCAUUAACCAAUGAUCAUGUUCUGGUCGAUGGUAGCUAUGAUUCCAACAAGUAUGGUACCACUUGCAAUGUAGUGUUCUCAAAAGGUACACCAGGAUGUCACAGUCACUUAGUAGCCUCCAUUUUUAAUUAAGAUGUCCACUUUUGUGCAAUAAUAGAUUUUUUUUUGAUAUGGAGAAAUUUGGCAAUCAACAAAUAUAACAUUUAGAAUUUUUGGGUCAGAAAGGGCAUUUAUCAUUAAUUAUAAAUCAGAAUCAUUUCAACAGCUUUUUGCAGGUCAUCCAUCAAAGUGCAAGGUUUUCUAAGGAUCUUAAACUGUGAAACAAAUGACAUUGAGUGGGAAGGUUGCAGCAAAUCAUGGUUUUUAGUAUAGAUAUCAGGCUAUCUGAAUCUCUACAGUGCAGCCAAGAGUAGCUCACUUGAACCAACUGCUGCAUUUUCAUGUUGCUCUGCAAAUUAAUGUAUUCCUUCCGUCUUAUCAGUUUUUGUAGAGUUAUAACAGGGAACGCUAACAAUUUUGUUGGAAUGAAGACCGCAAACUCCAGGGCUAUUUAAUGAAUUACAUACCUUUCAGAUUUUGGUUUCUAACAACUUGAGCAUAAAAGAUAAUUGUGCAAGGAGUAUAUUGGGUGAGCAAUUUAAUAUUGUGUUCUAUGAAAAUUACCUCAAGUAUAUUUAAAUGAAGAUUUGGAGAUGAAAGUAAAAAUUAAGGAGCUCCCAUCUGCUACAGUGAGUACACAGACAACACCCAGACCCAACAAGCUUUAAUAAGUUUAGAUCCAUUUUUAUACAGAUGCUGAAAUGCAAUUUUUUUUUAACCUGGAGCUGCCUCCUUUCAAAUGUUUUAAAAAUCUAAUGAAAUAAAAAUGAAUCUGUAAUCAGACUUGAACAAUUUAGUAUUAAUUUCUCCCUGAAUGCAUUCUUUUCUUUCGCAGCUUCAGUCAUCGCAGGGUGUCUUGGGUCACUAGGCCAUUUUUCUCUCUCCUAUUGACAGUCAUGUUUAGUGGAUAUCACUGUUCACAAGCAGCUGUUUCCUCAAUCAGUUUCUGCAACUUCAGACCGGUACAUCAAACCUAAUAAAAGCAAUUAAAGUGUGGGGCAGUAUGCUGCUGCAGUGUUGCACACCGAUGUGUUAAUGUUAUGCUAAGCAAGCCUCUCUCUUUCUUGGAAGACAUUUUACUGUCAGUGCACAAGAUAAUUUCUCUGCUGCUGACCCCAGAAUCCUGAUGUUCAUAUUUUUCUCACUUAGUGGCAUCCCUGUUUCUCUGCGGAACUGGAACUAAUGGGCUCAGAUGAAAUCUGUUCACAGUCUGGAACUGUAGAUUACUUACCAGUUAUGGUCUCAUCAUAGCCCUAAAUAAUUACAGCUCUUCGGCCAUGGAGGCUGGAGGAACUAAUUUUCACUAGCCUAAAUGGGCUGCUGAGUAAUUCGCACUGUAAGCAGGAAGCAGAAGGACGUUACAUCUUUAAGACUUUAUGUAAGCUUUCCUUUUACCCCUGUGCAUCUGGACAAGGGUGAUUCACUUGGUACCAUGUCCAAGAUCUUUAAAGAGAGAAAACUAAUUGGAAAAAGUGUAGCAGAUAUAUUUUAGGGAAUGAUUUGUAGCUUCCCUUCAUGUAUUACUAAUAACAGCAUAUAGUGUUAUGGGCACUGUCCUGCAAAGAUUGUUGGAUUAGUAUUUCAGAGACUGGGUUCAAAUCUUAUCAGAGUAGUUGGGGAAUUUAAAUUCAGAUAAUUAAAUAAGUCUGUAAUGAUGACCAUAAAAUUACCAAAUUGUCAUAAAACAUAUCUGGUUCACUGUUGUCCUUCAGAGAAGGAAAUAUGCCAUCUUUAGCGGGUCUAGCCUACAUGUGAUUCCUGAACUGCAUGAGGUUGAUUUUAACAAUCCUCUCAAAUGACCUUGCACGACAUGGGCUUUUUCAGGCUAUUUAGAGAGGGGAUAUAAAUGCCAGUAACACACGCUCCCCUGUGAAUGAAUUUUAAAACAUUUUAAAUCUUUUGUGCAAUUUAACACAACUAUAAGUGUAAACCUUAACUGUGAAACUUGGUCUGGUUCAAAGAGUAUCAAUAAAUUUGUUUCUCAACAUAAAUGAGACUUAGUGACAUUAGAGAUUUUAUCACCGUGUUUCCCAUUUUAUUAGUAAAUCUCACAUUUCUGUAGAAUUGCACAACAUCAGUAGUUACAGGGACAGAUAACCUGGUUAAUAAAAAUAUAGAACAAGCAGAGACAAAAAAAGCGCACUAUCCGUUUAUAUGAGGACAUCCUGUUUACAGCACACUGUGCACAGGGACCAAAUCCACAGCAGAUCCUUACAAUCCACCACAGAAAGAUAAACAGACUUUAAAACCAAAUAUACGAGACAUUACGGGGCAGGAACAGUGCCUAAAAUACAAAAGAGACUGCAAUGAAUUCUAUUUAAUUCUUAAUUUUAAAUGUAUUUGACUGGAAAGGGGGUGAAGGAAAGAAUAGAGGAGAGAGGAAGCAGUAAUUUGUGGCUAACCUAUUGUGAGAUAGGAGUACUGUAUGUUGGUAAGAAUGUAGUCUGAAGCAAGCAGCAUCAAUGCAUUGACUCUUGACGUUAGUUGCUAUAGUUUCUAAUGUUGCAGGAGAAUUGAUAAUUCAUAUGUAUAUUGUGUGUAAAAGGGGUGGUGAUGGUGCCAGGGUAAGAAUAGGGUCAUACAUUCUCUGCUCCAGCAUGGCGGAGGUCCAAUCUUUAGUCAACAGACCCAUUUCUCCUUGGACCUCGAGAGGUUUACUCUGUUUGAACAUUGUCAGUAAAGCCAGAGCCAUCACCAUAUCAACACUGACGCAGUGCAGGAGACAGAAAAUGAUGAUUAAUUUAUUGCGUCUAGCCAGAAGUGGAUAAGUUUUCAACCCAUCUUUUGUAUCUAUAUUUCCCUUUCCUAGUCAGGAGUUCCACAUGAUACAAAGUUGACAAAAAAAUUCUUUGUAAGGCUUGCCCGCAAAAAACUGAUUCAGCCAAAACUUUCACCUGUGCUUUUGCAUCUGUUACGAAACAAGCUGCUACAAAACAUUCAUUUGCUUUAUUUCUAGUCUUGCUGAUUUAUUAUUUAUGCUCCGAACAGAAAAAUUGUAUCAUUAUCAAGAAAACUAAGUAUUUUUGAAACCAACUGACAUGGCAUGUUCAAAGUAUAAGCAACCUGCAAAGAAGGAGCAAACUAAUUUUUAACAAGGUCAAUUCAUCUCUUUGCUAGGCCAAACGUCUACUGCUUAUCAGCCCAUUUCUGUUCAAUAUUACAAUUCGUGUUGAUGUAGUUUUGGCGGAUAAAGGGCCUUUGAAUUUUAUAAGUUUCUAUGUUCUCUUGUUCUGCAGAAAGUUACUUAUUAGAUUACCACAUCAGUCAAGUCUCUGGCAGGAUUGGCAAGGCAAAAAGAUCUGUUUCUUUAAUUGGUAAGUGGAGAAAUGAAGCAGUCUGUCUGCUGACAUUUUCCAUGUUAUUGUUGACACAAUUCAUAGAAGAUGCUAAGCCAAAUUAUUCACCUUCUGGUAAGGGUGAAUUUAUUGUAAGAUUAAUGAAAAGUAAAUUGAAAUGUAAUGGUACAGCAACAGCUAAGAAUUAUAGUUUACAAUCAGUGGAGGAAAAAUAAUGGACUUCUUUUUAACAAAUAGUUUUAGAAACAUUUAAUAUUCAUUUGAUCCUGUCUAUCAAAUGAAGAUGAUAAAAUAUUUUUUAAAAGAUUAACAUGGAGGAUCCAAAAGCUGAGCCAGUACAUACAGGAUCAGUAUCAUCAUCAAGGAUUUCAUUUAUACACAUUCUAUGAAGUGAUACCACUUGGAAGACAGAUGUCCUGUUUAAAUAUUUAACCCUUAACUACAGUUGGGCAACUUAUGAAUUAUCACUUUAGGUACCAAUAGAAGCACCUUGUAUCCCAAUUCAUGCAAACUGGUAUGUCAGCAAUAAUGCACCACUUGUGACUGAUCCAUCUGCAAUAGCAAAACAUUCUUCUAUUGCAAUUGCUGGGCCACGUGCAUAUAUUUAGUUGUAAAGUAGCCAUAAGCUAAGUUGACUGGUUUGGCAGAAUUGGCCACAGUCGCCCUAUGCUAAGACCAGGUUGUGGGGGACUGGCAGAAAUCAGCUCAGAUAUCCGAUCUUCAGUUUUGCUCUACUGAUUUCAGUUUCCUUUCCUACUGUACCCAGAUCUCAGUCAAAUCGAGUGCCAAUAUUCCUGGUUAAAGUUUACACAUGAACAAAUGGUCACUUGAGUGAGUGUGCCUGGUAGGCGCUGCACUGUACUUUAGCAUAAGUUGCUGCCUUCAGGAGGACUGAUUCAAAUGUUGACUUUUUUUAAAUUAAUAAAUAGCUGAUCAACAAUGUCACCCUCAUCCAUUCUGUAAAAUCUCUGUUCAUACA
This is a messenger RNA of Chiloscyllium plagiosum (whitespotted bambooshark), 8240 nucleotides long. It is a transcript of the gene rnaseh2a, whose product is annotated as ribonuclease H2, subunit A. Lineage: Eukaryota; Metazoa; Chordata; Chondrichthyes; Orectolobiformes; Hemiscylliidae. Gene Ontology annotation, cellular component: ribonuclease H2 complex. The record is from RefSeq and is a predicted model, not a curated record. Gene Ontology annotation, biological process: mismatch repair; DNA replication, removal of RNA primer. Gene Ontology annotation, molecular function: RNA binding; RNA-DNA hybrid ribonuclease activity.